Messenger RNA from Schizosaccharomyces osmophilus, 1536 nucleotides. RefSeq names its product DUF2427 family conserved fungal protein. Bases 1 to 1536 code for a protein of 511 amino acids. Lineage: Eukaryota; Fungi; Ascomycota; Schizosaccharomycetes; Schizosaccharomycetales; Schizosaccharomycetaceae. The transcript has a single exon. The record is from RefSeq and is a predicted model, not a curated record.
AUGGAUGGAAUGCAAAUGAAUUCCACCGGGGACGUUCCUAUCGAAUAUGACUUUGAAAACUAUGCUAAUAACAUGAACAAAUAUUUAUGGGCACACAUUAUUUGUAUGAUGAUUGCCUACGUCCUUAUUCUGCCAACCGGUAUCGUUUUGGCUAUGGCGAAAAGCAAGGCUCAUAUUCCUGUUCAAGUGACCUAUGUGUUAUUAACCUUCGUUGGGUACAUUUUUGCUCAUCUUUCUCAUCAUCAUGCUUCUCACAAUGAUUACUACAAGGGAAACAUUCAUCGUCCGGUGGGAAGAGUCUUCAUGUGGAUGUCAUUUGUGAUUGUAGUCUUUGGAAUUGUUACCACAUUCAUAAAACGAACGAUUUUGAAGGCUUAUCCUUCCAGCCAAUCCCUUGGUUCAUCGCCAGUUGAUGGGAAAAGAACCGAGCAAUCAAUGAAGAACUGUCUGAGCUAUGAUGCACCUCUUUUAGAAAAUGAAGACACUCAGGAAGAUUUGGAGUCAUUUGAUGAAGGUGCCAGUCCUAGAGAUAAUCAGUCGACCUUUGCUUUUAAUAAUUUAAAGAAAGUUUCUCUUCCAAAAGGAAAACUUAUUUUGUUAUCGGUGUUGCGCUAUACACACAGGAUUUUAGGACAUUUAUGGUUGUACAUGGGUUUUUUUGAAGUUUGUACUGGACUUGUUUUACUUGCCGGAAUUUUCAGAGGAAGUCAUAUUUUCAACGGUCUUGCCCAUUGGAUUAAGGGAGCCCUCUUCCUAUGGUACGGAAUUCUAUCCUUUGGAGAAUAUCUUGGCGCUUUUGCUGAAUACGGCUGGGCAUGGAAUCUUCGUCCCAAAUUAAGCCAAAGUGGGCUUAGAAGGUUCGUACCAAGUAAGGAAAUGGUUGAGUCUUCCGUUCUUUUCACUUAUGGCAUUACCAACGUAUGGCUAGAGCGUCUUGGUAAUACAGAUGGAGUAUGGAAUCAUCACGAUAUGCAACAUGUGUCGAUUGCUUUUAUGCUCUGGUGGGCUGGCUUAUGUGGUAUCUUUGUUGAAUCAAAAAUGGUUCGCAGAUUUUUGAACACUGGCUUGUCCUACGCCUUACAUCAGUCUCCUCAUGAAGAAGGAAAUUCUACUACUGAUGAGAGCCCCUCUGCUUCGUUAAAUCUCUUUCCUGCGAUAACAGUGUUCUUUACUGGCAUCAUGAUGUCGUCUCAUGAACAAAAAAGCCAAAUCUCCACCGUUAUCCAUGUCAUUUGGGGUCGAUUGCUUUCUGCAGCAGCCGUUUCUCGUGCGUGUACUUACGUUUUGCUUUAUAUAAAACGACCUAGUUCACCAUGGCCAACUCGUCCUCCAACAGAAAUCAUUACAAGUUUUUGUUUGAUCUGCGGAGGAAUUAUGUUUAUGGCAUCUUCUUAUGAUGUUGUAAAUAAAAUUCGCGUCAACGGGUUAUCUGCUAUGCUACUCAUGAAUGUAUGCGUUGCUUUAACUUGUAUAAUUAUGUGUCUUGAACUAUUCUUCUUAGGAUUAAAAGGAUAUGCACAUGCAAAACAUAAUUAA